This is a messenger RNA of Purpureocillium lilacinum, 2355 nucleotides long. RefSeq lists its product as uncharacterized. NCBI's taxonomy places the organism in Eukaryota, Fungi, Ascomycota, Sordariomycetes, Hypocreales, Ophiocordycipitaceae. The record is from RefSeq and is a predicted model, not a curated record.
AUGUCUUCGUCGUACAUGGGGGAUAAGAAGCCCGACGAACCUGGGUAUCCGUUGCCGUCCCGCUUCGACUCGCCGAAUCCCGUAUACGGCUCCUACACUGUGCCGCCCAAACCAUACCAACCCUAUCAAAGCGACGUGGGAUACCAGCAGUAUCCCUCAUACCCCGUGCCGGAACAGCCCAUUUACCAGCCAUACCGUCCGCCCGGAUCACCCAGCGCCGACCAGAGCAGUGUCAACCCUUAUCGCUACCACUCGAAAGGUACUGGCGGCCACGUGGAUCGCGAGGAGCAGCCAAGCAGCUACGUCCCUCCGCAAGAUCAUUAUGUACCUCUGCAUUCUCCGCCGCAGCAGGACAGUGGACUAUAUCCUUCGGAAACCAACGCGCAGCAAAGCCCCUAUGGUUUUGACGCAGAGAACGGCCGCCGCCGCCGCAAGGGCCCGAAACAACCACGGCCAGCAGUCAAGGAGCCCCUUACGUUUGAGUUGAAUCCGCUGGAGCCCCAAGACGUAACCAUUCACAUGUCCCUCGAUGCGACAGACGACGUGGAAGAUGUCCUCGAAGAGUUCUCCCGCCUGCGGAGAUUGGGCCGCUUCAACGACGCCGCUCGGCAUUUCGACGCGCACUUGGAGCACUUUCUCGAUAACAAAUACGUCCUGACACAGUACGGUCGCUUUCUCGCCGAACGAGUCAAUUCAAGCGAGUUCGCCAAGCUCGCGAAGCGGUUUCCACCACAAGAGGCCGCGGUCGACGAUGCGUUGGAGCUCAACUGGGAUCUCCUCGUGUACCUGAUGGGAUUGGACAGCGAUGUUGAAACCCCAGUGCUGCAAGACGUCGACAAGCUUGGGGACAAGGCGCUGGACCAUUUGCAAGAGAGCUUUCCGAAUCUCGAUUCUACAGAGAUGGAGCUUUUGCAUCUUGUGCUCAUUUGUUCUGCAGCCUCGCUCGACGACUUCCAGGAGCGUUUCAGUCCCUACACGUUCGCCGACCUAUAUUCUCACCUGUGGAGGCAAGGCAUGGUGUGGGAGCUAUGCAGCCUCUUUCUCGCGCUCGAACCCAUUUGCGGCGUGGAAACAGUCUUGCGGAUGUUCUUCCCUUACUUCAUGGACAGUCCGCUAUCGUCGUCCGAUGAAGGCGGCGUUCGACGCCUCGUGGAAGAUUGGGACAGCCCAGAUGAGGCAUCCGCGUUCGCUCUGGUCGACCUCUUCACCUCACUCGCGCUCGCCUACAUGAAGCUCCCCAGGAAGAGGAAAAUCAUUGACCUAUGCCUGGACCACGCCAGCAAGUAUGCUAGCGCCUUGAUCUCAACGGACACGCAUAACCUCAAGUCUCGGCCCUGCCUCCGCUAUACAAUGGCUGGGGUCCUACUGGAGAGCUACGACGACGACGAAGGCGACCAACGGCCGAUUCCCCUGUCGCUGGACUCUGGGGUUGCAGGGAGUAUCUUCACGACCAGGUAUCUCUUUCCGCGGGCCAGCCUGCCCUUGUACGCGCCGCUCGAAGAUGAGAAGCCGUUGUGGUUGCCACGCAAGACGAAGACCUCACGAACCGCAAGGCUCACUACGAAAGCAGUGAUGAAGGCUGCGGAGGACCUGGGUGACGUCGAGAUGCAAGAAGCCUGUCUUCUCGAAGCGAUGGAGCAGGGUGAGGAGGCGCCCGAGCUCGUUGUGGAAAAGCUCGAUGCCCUGCAGGCCACCCUGGGCAGUGGCUUGGCUCGCCAGAGCACGUUGUUGUUCCGGUAUAUGCUCAAACAGACACCGGCCUCUUUGGAAGAGCUGCGACGCGACAUUCUCGCCCAAGGAGAGACUGGGCGGCGCAGUACAUGGCAGGACUAUUCUCAGUGCCUGAUCGUGCGAGCCUUGACGUCCGGGAAACGGGCCAAGGAAGCCUACCAGAAGAAAGCGGAUGCGAUUGAGGAACUUCUGGACCCGCGGGAACGAGAGCGACAGACCUACAGAGUACAGAGCGGCGUCUAUCCCGUCGAAGCCUACAGGGCUCCUCCAGAAAGGCCUGUGCAGCAACAACAGCAGCCGCAACCGCAACUACAGCCGCAGCCGCAGCCACUGCAACAGCCGCAGCCUUAUCCGGCGCCACCAGGGCCCGUGUACUUCAAUCUGACCGUCGUCAACCCGCCAGUCGAGCUUGAUUCAUCUGAGCAGGCCAGGUACAAGCUCGCGCCUCGUGGAGCAGGUAGUUCAGACAAGCAAGGCGUGAACAGGAGGAAGAAGGAGGUGACGUGGAAGGCAGACGCGAAGCUCGCGACCAAGUUGGGGCCUGGGGACGACGAUGUUAUCGGUGCGACGAUGUCUGUGGUGCCGGAUCUGCCCCUGUACACGCCCAGCACAUUGUACGACUAG